Molecule: messenger RNA, 390 nt
Organism: Thlaspi arvense
Lineage: Eukaryota; Viridiplantae; Streptophyta; Magnoliopsida; Brassicales; Brassicaceae
Source: the annotation of a GenBank genome assembly
AUGACGACCUUGGCGGCGUCAGCAACCUUCUCUUUUGCUUUCAGCUGCAUACCGUCGGGCGGCAUUCGGCGCCCUCCCGCCGUCGUUCAUCUCUCACCCUUCGCAAAGAAAGCCUCUGUGAGCCUCAAUUCCUGCCACAGCAUUUCUGGGUUCGGCCCAGUUCUUCCUCAACGAGUUGCAACGGUCACCUCUCCUGCCGCGAACCAACAGUCUCUCACCGUUGUUGCUGCUAAAGGGUAUAAAAUGAAAACACACAAGGCCUCGGCGAAGCGGUUUCGGGUGACAGGUAGUGGGAAGAUUAUGAGGAGGAGGGCUGGAAAGCAGCAUUUGCUCAGGAAGAAGAAUGCUAAGAGGAGAUCGAGGCUCUCCAAGAUGGGAUGCUUAGACUAG